AUGAAGGUUCUGGACGCCCGGACUUUCAUCAACAGCAGCCUGGAUGCUGAUGCUGACGCAGAGCCUCUGGAUGUCCCUACUGUCUACGCCGUGCAUUGUACUGCUGACUUCAAUGCAAAAAGGCCCUGGAGUGAAUGCAACCAUUGGGUUCCUGGAUGGCACGUAGAGGAUUUGGGCAUGGAUAGAGCCCGCCAGCUUCACAGGGAGCGGAUGUCCUUGCAGCAAAGGCUACAUGAAGAUGCCAUGCUUGACCUGCAUGAACAAGAAAUGAAUGCUGUCAUGGACCCUGACCUCCAAGCAGCCUUGAGGAAUGACCUCCAGAUAUGCGAAGACAGAUCUAUGCGGUUUGAAUUGAUGUCUCACAAGCUCUUCCUCGAGCAUGGGAUCAUCUUCCACGAUGUAGUGGCUGAUGGAAACUGUGGCAUCGAGACUGUGGCUUGCUGGGAGAGGGUCCCAGAGAUUUGGCAAACACCUGAUGGUGACAUGAAACGCCUGAGAGAGGAGUUGCAGUCUGCUUGGUUGUCCUCGAUAGAGGUGCCCUACUGGCGCGGAGUGUUUCUGCACUACCUGUCUGGUGUGGCCUUGCCUGGUGCUCCGCCGCCACCAGCGGACAAUCAGCCAGAAACCUCAGAGGCUGCUGAGCUGGAGGUCACCCCCCCAAAGCGCGACAGCAAGCGCGACUGCCCUUUUACUCCAGACCCUGUGGAGAAACGUGCUAAGCUGCUUCCAGAUGAACAAGAUGCGGAAUGUGGUGUCCUGGUGGUGCCGGGAAAAGAUGGUGAGCAGGCUCAGAAGAAGAGGCGUACUGGAAAACCCAAACCCAUCGAUACAAAGGUGAACUUCGAGACCUACCUUCAGCAAUGGUUGUCGAGCAAGGGAAUCAUUUACAAAACCUGGGUGGCUGAGCACAAGAAGUGCUUUGUGAUAGUGUUUCCUGGCUUAGAUCUGGUCAGGCGUGGCACCAACUUCUGCCCAGAUGGGAAUUGGUCUGAUUUCCAGAAGCUUAUUGGCGUUGGAAAGUGGCCAUCUUGCGCUGUCUGCUCUAAGAAGAUGGAGGUGGCUGUUGGUACCAAGUUGGAGCUUUGCGCCGCAAUGCGGGAGUUGCAGGAGAAGGUGGUUGAUGAUUUGGCACUUUUUGCGAAACGUUUGCUAGAGAAACCAGAGAAACCUCUCAAGCAGCUGAAGAUUCCACAGCAUGCAGCCUUGGAAGACCAGGAUCCAGGUAGAGCCAAAGCGGAGCCAGGCGAGAAGGUGAAAGCGGAGCCAGGCGAGAAGGUGAAGGUGGAACAGGAAAGUGAUGGUGAGGCUUCAGCUCAUUUGGCCCUGGUAGAGGCCCCACCAGAGCCACCAGAGCCUUUUGACCCCUCAGCCUCCAUGGCUGCAGAGGCGUUGAUGACCAAGGCUGAGCUCGUUGCUCUGCACAAGUUGGUGAAGCUGGGGGCAGGUGAGGAGGGCAAGAGGAAUGGCAUGUUCUGCAGAUGGUGCAAAGUUGCCUUCGAGGCUCGUAAUCGAGCUAAAGUCUUUCAGCACGUGCGUAGCCAACAGCAUCGGGCAAAGUUUUUUGCUUCUAUCAAGAAGGAGCCCACCCCUCCUGCUCCGGUCUCUGAAGCCACAGAGAGUGUCCGCAAAGAUGUUUGCCAUGGAAUUUCAUUGAACGGUUCUUUCGGCAAAAAGACUCGCCUUGGCAGUGAUCUACGGCCGGUCUGGGACGAAUUUGUCCAAUAUGCUGAGCUCUCAGAGGCUUCAAACAUCAAUGGGAUGGCUACUCACCGCAUUGUGCGUCUUUGCCAGUCGGAUGAUUGGAGGUUGCAGCACCGAACGUGCUUUGAGGGCAACUCCAAUGGGCCUGUAGCCGUUCCAGUCAGUGUCGGUGCCGAUGGUGAAGCUGUUUGCUCUUCAUGCUUGCAGCUUGGAAAUUGCAGGCGUCUUUUGCAAAGAGUGACAGAUUUUGUGAAAGACCUCGACAUGGUGCGGCUCUUAUUCAAGUUGAUGUUUGCCGCCGACAAGGCUGAGGAGUUCAAGGAGAGCCUGACCUCCAAGGCGAUCUACACUCGGCGGUGCAAAGUGACCUACGAUGCUUUCCUGAGCAUGUCCGGCCCAGAGCUUCACACCAAGGUGAGAAACGUAUGGUACGGCAAGCAGGGGGUGAAAUCCACCGAGGCAAUGAAGCACUUCAUGGAAUCCACUUUCUUUCCUUGCUUGGAUUGUGACCCCAGCAACCCAAUGAAAAGCUCGUUGCUGGACAGCCUCAUGAAGUACAUGCGAUGCGAGGAAAGUGCAGACGUCUUAGAGGCAGACUUGCGCAUGGUGCGAGCCAUCGUGACUGGCUCUUUGAAUCAUCACCCGGCCAUACAUGGCCUGGUGGUGGCAUGCAUGAACAGGGUGACCAAAGAGGAGCGAGGGAACAGCACGUUCCGUGAUGCACAUCGCGACCCUCGUGAGCUCCAACUGUUGCACGAAGCAGGUGCAGAACUUUCUGCAUGGGGAGCGAGCCCUGGAUCAUUGUCCUUUUUCGGCCUACGGUGGAGUGAACUAGAGAACAGGCGGUCUGUUCUGGAGAAGAUUCCUUUGUGGGGCCUGCCGACUUUCAUGUCGCCAUCUGCAGAGGUCUUGAGGGACAAUGAACAUUUGAUCAGUAUGGUGUACCCACGUGCUGAAGGAAUCCCUUACCGAAGGUUGUGCAUGGCCUAUGAUCGCACUUAUUUGCUUUCAACGUGGCAGUUGCUCCGCACCAACAUUGGAAACUGGCUGGUGGGGGGGGCCCACAGGCCAUCCGGCUUUCAGGCUGAGGACGAAUCUUACUUCGUGCUUCAGAGGGAGAAGGGAGAGAAGCAGUACCACAUCAAGAACUGCACCAAAGCCAAUGAAUUGGAGGCCUUUGUUUGCUGGGAUUCGACCCGGAUCGCCAGCCCCACCAUGGAGCUGGCAUCCUUUCCUUGCACUUCCUCUGCCACCCGCCAUGCUGAGUUUGAGGCUGGCAUGAAGGAUACAAGCCACCAGCGGGGAAAGUUCGAGAAUCUGCAUCGUUUGGGAUUUGUGCUGGACGCUGCAAGAAGCGUGCGAUUCCUUUUGGCUGACAGCCAUGCAAGCCACGAGUGGAGCCAUCGCUUAUUGCUGGGGCAAACCAUCGAAUUGCCAGAUGCUUUCCUUUCUGAGAUGGUGUUCUGGAAAGACCUCACUUUCCACCCUUUGCCGAGAACAAAGCACCAUUUGGAUUACCGCCUCGUCAAAGUGAGUGGAGAACACUUCGGGUACCUUCCGGGUGUGGCGCAUAUCCAAAAAAAUGCCGUAGAGCAGCUGAGGUCGUCACUGCGUACAGUUCACUUCGGCAAGUUGCCAUGCGAUGGCUCAGCCAUGCUGGCUUUGGGGAUGUGGCCCGCAUCCUACAUAGGAUCAGAUACCAUGUCUGAUCAGCAAGCGGCGUUGUGGUCCCUUGAAUGUGUUUCAAGCAUUUGGUUUUUGUGA
This is a messenger RNA of Cladocopium goreaui, 3465 nucleotides long. The record is from the annotation of a GenBank genome assembly. NCBI's taxonomy places the organism in Eukaryota, Dinophyceae, Suessiales, Symbiodiniaceae.